This is a messenger RNA of Trypanosoma theileri, 984 nucleotides long. RefSeq lists its product as uncharacterized. The coding region runs from base 1 to 984 and encodes 327 amino acids. NCBI's taxonomy places the organism in Eukaryota, Euglenozoa, Kinetoplastea, Trypanosomatida, Trypanosomatidae. The record is from RefSeq and is a predicted model, not a curated record. The transcript has a single exon.
AUGUCUGAUGUUUCUGCUGUGAAAAACAGAGAAACGCCAGACGAAUGGCUGCAUGCUGCGAAUUCCAUUGCCGCCCUACAAACAGUAAAGACUCGUAUGAUGACACCUUACACUCAAACACAACAACAAGAAGAAGAAAAAGAAGAACAAGAAAAAGAAGAAAAGUUGUUGGGUAUUGAAGUAGAUGUACGUGUACUUCCCAAUAGUCUUAUUCCUAUACUGCGUCAUGAUCCCAUUUCUGUGGAUAUGGAUUCCGUUGUGAAACUCACCGAGUGGCUGGAAACCCUUGCGGGAAUCGUAUCUACACAAGAGAGACGAAUAGGCGUAGUAAAGUUUGAUUUUAAAGAUCCUGCAGCGGCGGAAUUAUCGUAUCAAUUGUUUUCAAAAUCACUAGAAUGGUAUAAAACGUUGCGUAAAUGUUUUUCAUUCUGGUGGAAUGCCGAUGUUGUGAUGGCAGUCACUCCACCAACAAGUAGUAAUAGUAAUAAUAAUAAUAGUAAUAACUCUGAAGUAUCGUUUCUUUCACUUCCUUCUGUUAAACUUCAUCAUAUGAUUUAUACAAUUGUUGAUCAAUUUGGAUUUGGUCUUUCCUUCGGGUGGGUACUUCCCGAUGGGUUUCACAUGUAUGAUGUGAGGGAUAUACACAAUAUGCGAGUUUUUCUACAAUCACUUGCGGCCCGUGAAGAGAAAUGGCAUUCCCGUCCAUCAUGUAUUACUUUUGCUGUACGCUACAGUGCUGUCUUUGGUGAAGAGCAUCAUAGUAAUAAUAAUAAUAAUAAUAAUAAUAAUAAUAGUGAAAAGUAUACUUUUCUUUGGCAAGCAAUGGAUGAGUUAUUACAGGAGGCAAGUUGUUUAUUUACCGUUGAUAAUAAUAUUCCACCGUGUUUUCUCACCUUUUGGCGUGGAAGGAAUGAAAGCAUCACGGAUGAAGAGAUUGCUAUUGCAAAGGCACGUUUUCCUACGUGUACAAUUGAUGUGGAUUGA